This is a messenger RNA of Trichoderma harzianum CBS 226.95, 2724 nucleotides long. RefSeq lists its product as hypothetical. The record is from RefSeq and is a predicted model, not a curated record. The transcript has 2 exons. Gene Ontology annotation, molecular function: protein binding. Lineage: Eukaryota; Fungi; Ascomycota; Sordariomycetes; Hypocreales; Hypocreaceae. The coding region runs from base 1 to 2724 and encodes 907 amino acids.
AUGCCCGUCGUGCCAGGCAGCGGGAGGAACCGGCUUGGCUUUUCUCCCCUUGCUACGCCUAUACCAGCAGCCACACAAACCGACGUUCGGAUAGCAUCUACCAAUCGUAACUCACUACCCCCAAAUCCCACGAAUGCGCCUCAUGAAGAUGUUCAGAAUGCGUAUCGUUAUUUGCCAUUAUUGGGCCAUCGGCAUAUUCGGUUGCUUCGUCUGCUACCUGAUCGGAAUGAGAAUGCACCACUUCAUUCUCAGCUCUUCGAUUAUCCUAUGUUGGAAAUGGGCGAUGGACAACAUAUGUACGAGGCUUUAUCAUAUGUGUGGGGGAGCGGACAAAGGCCGCACAUUCUACAUAUAGAUGAGAAAAGCCUACCAAUCACGGCAAACCUCUACGAAGUACUUUUGCGUCUCCGGGAUAAAAUGAUUGAGCGGAUAUUAUGGAUAGACGCAAUUUGCAUUGACCAGGCCAGCAUCGAAGAGCGAGGGGAACAAAUUCAGUAUAUGGCAGAGAUCUACUCCAAAGCAAAUCGUGUAAUUGUGUGGCUCGGUGAAGCAGCCGACAAUAGCGACCAGGCUCUGAAGAGCAUACGAAUGGCAGCAGAUGAGGAACACCAAUCGUCCCGGAAUGAUACAGACCACCAGGCGGUUCUAGCUAUACUGGAGCGCCCGUGGUUUCGACGAAUAUGGGUCCUUCAAGAAGUCGCUGCUGCUCAACACAUUGUCAUGAUGUGUGGCUCUAUAAGGAUUGAUGGAUACGCCUUUUGCUUAGGCCUACCAUCACUUCUCCAGUACAAGGAUAUCCCGAGCCAUAUCCGGUCGGUAACCUAUCUUAUGAGAGGCUGCAUAUUUAGGCCAAAGUAUAGCGUGAAUUCAUUAAGUGGUAUAUCUUUAGAUAUACGCCCUCUAGGCGCGCUCAUAGAUAUGUACCACACGCACGAGGCCACUGAGCGCCAUGACAAAAUAUUUGCUCUACUGGGAAUGAGUUCUAAUGAUCCAACCAAUCACGGGCUACUGCCCAAUUACAACACUCCAUGGGAUAACCUUAUGGCACAGCUUCUCAAGUUUAUACUAGGCGAGCGGAUAUUCGUCAAGUCGUGGAUGCAGCAACAGGCGGUUGUGGUAUUUGCGAAAGGAUGUGUUAUUGGCAUCGUAUCCUCAGUUCAAAUAGCGCAUGACGAUUCUCGUGGAGAUAGGCAGCACGUCAGAUUGAAGAUAAGGGACGUUCCUGGACCAACAUGGACCGUCCAAGUGGCAGGGAAGCCAAUCGAGGCUGGCGACCUCUUAUGUCACUUACUUGGAGCCGCAAAUCCCAUGGUCAUUAGGCCACGUCAUGACCAUUUUGCGAUCAUUAUGGUUGAGUUUAUUCCUCCCAAAGAGGAUGAAAUGGAGAGAAUGGAUCUUGAGAGGCUAGAACAGCCAGAGAGCUCUUCUUUGCAUGAUUUCCUACUUGUAUGGGAUUGGAAUAGCUCUAAUGAGGAAACAACAAGUCAAGAUUAUGAAUCAUGGAUGACAAGUCGAGUACCCGAGUACUUGUCUUCAGAAGAAGAAUCGCAAAAUUACCCCGACAGGCAAACACGAGUGGGCAAUCUGGCUCUGAUUAUGAGUGAUGCGGGGAGCAACGACAAAACUAUAAUCAACACUCUUCAAGACAUGAAGAAUGCUCACGCAAGAGACUUUGGAGAAACUGACCGACGAACACUCAUGUGUAUGAGCAAACUUGCCUUGAUGUACGGAAGAACGGGCCAUUUAUGGGAAGCCGAGAGCGAGUUUUGGCGAAUGUUCUGGACGAGGAUGAGUUCGCAGGAGAGGCGCGAAGAUGUUGUCAGAGAGCUGACUAACUUUGUGGCAAUGUGCAAAGGCCAAGGCCAUUCCCACAGGGCGAAGAAUUUCGACAAAGUAGCCAGCUUAUUAGAGAUGGCCGGACGGUAUCCCUUGAUGGCGGACAAAGACUUUGCCGUCCUUCUGGCCCAAGCAAGCUUGAGAGACGUUGAAGUUACAGAGAAAUCUGUCAUUGCAGCAGAGAAGAGGUUCAACAGCGAAGUGGAAGUUGACCAGACACCUGGCCGGAAAAAAUAUACUCCUCCGCCGAUGGAAACUCUGCUUUUAAGAGCUGUAAAUAAAGAGAACAUCGAGGCAACGUACCUUUUACUCUGUCAAGAGAAAGUCCAAAUUACAGAAAAAAUACUUAUAUCGGCGGUGGAGAACGACGACAGCUCAGUAUUAUGGUGCUUACUUGGGAGAGAGAAAGACGAGAUACGGAUUACAGAGAGGGUAGUCAUAGAAGCAGCAAUGAGGAACAAUGAGUCGGUACUGCAGUAUCUUCUCGAGAGACACGGAAGCAAGAUUCGCCUUACAGAAGAAAUUGUCAUUGCUGCAGCUGAGAAUCGGGAACGCUCUGUGUUGGUCUAUCUCCUUGGAAGAUGGAAAGACAGGAUCGAGAUUACACCGAAAGUUGCCGUCGCAGCAGCAGAAAACGAACAAUUUCCGGCGUUGAAAAUAUUAUUGCAAGCAAAAGGGACGGAAUUUGAGGUUACAAAAGAAGUGGUUGUGGCAGCAGCAAAUAACAGAGAAAAGUCGGUACUAGUUACUCUGUUGGAGGAAAGGGGGAGCGAAGUCCGAAUGACAAAAGAGGCACUUGAUGCGGCUAGGGGCAACGGUAAUGUUUUGGCAUUGAAACGUGUACUUGAGGAUGCGAGAAGAAUGGCCAGAACGCGGGGAAGUUGGUGA